This is a messenger RNA of Rhodotorula toruloides NP11, 1647 nucleotides long. Its product is annotated as Amidase family protein. Bases 1 to 1647 code for a protein of 548 amino acids. Lineage: Eukaryota; Fungi; Basidiomycota; Microbotryomycetes; Sporidiobolales; Sporidiobolaceae. The transcript is spliced from 8 exons. The record is from RefSeq and is a predicted model, not a curated record.
AUGGCUAUCAAGACUUCACCUUACCAUCAGACGCUCCCGCACCUGACGAAGGACAAUUGGCGCGAGCACGCCGCCGACAAAAGAGCUCGUCAAGCGGCGCUUAUUCCGCAGGAAUGGAGGCUGUCGCCCGAGGCGCUGGACACUGCUGGCGACGACGUAACGGAGGUUCCGAGGACUUGCGGUAUUCUGUCAGAGCGUGAACUGGAGAUCACGGAGCUCGACGAGGUCAAGGAGCUCGCCAAGCGCAUCGCCGAAAAGACGUACACUUCCGUCGAAGUUGCUACUGCCUUCAGCAAGCGCGCUGCCAUCGCCCAGCAGCUCACGAACUGCUUGACCGAGAUCUUCUUUAAGGAGGCUCUUGAGCAGGCGAAAGAGUUGGACGAGAUCCUCGAGAAGACGGGCAAGCCUGUUGGACCUUUGCACGGCGUUCCUGUCUCUCUGAAGGACCAGUUCGACGUCGCCGGUGCCGAGUCGACGAUGGGCUACUGCUCCUACCUCGGUCGGAUCUCGACCCACGACAGCGCGCUGGUCCGCUUGCUCCGCGACGCAGGCGCAGUCUUCCACUGUCGAACCAACAUCCCGCAGACGCUCAUGAUUGGCGACGUCUUCAACCACCUCUUCGGGCGUUGCUGCAAUCCGCGCAAUCGCAAGCUCAUUCCCGGCGGCAGCAGCGGCGGCGAGGGCGCGCUCAUCGCCAUGAAGGGCUCCAUCGUCGGUGUUGGAACCGAUGUCGGUGGCUCAGUUCGCAUUCCGUCAGCGAUGUGCGGUCUCCACACAAUCCGCCCGACGACCCGCAGGCUGCUUUACGCUGGCGCGACAACAAGCCUUAUCGGACACUGCGCUUACUUCCUCCGCACUGUGCUCAACCUCAACCCCGCCAACUACGACCCCACGCCUCUUCCCUAUCCCUUCAACGACGCUGCGUACACGUCGACUGCGAAUCGCGGCAAGCUCGCCUUCGGCAUCAUCCGCACCGACCACAACGUCACGCCAACUCCGCCUAUCAAGCGAGCGGUCGAUUUGGCUGCGCAGAAGCUCGUCGAAGCCGGUCACGAGGUCAUUGAAUUCGACUCGGUCUUGCUCAAGGACGCUUUCCAGCUGGCGAACGACAUUUUCGGUGCCGACGGCGGCGAGGACUUCAAGCGUGCUUUGGACCCGAUCGGCGAGCCGCUCAUUCCCGGCAUCUCGCCGACUCAGAACAGUCUCAAGACGGUGUCCGAGUUCUGGCAGCUCAACUACGCCAAGGAGCUCGUCCAGCAAGGUUUCCUCGCUCAAUGGCUCGCGACGGUCGACCAGACUUCCACUGGUCGACCGAUUGACGGGCUGCUGUGCCCUCCUGCGCCUGUGACCGCUGUUCUGCCGGGCGGGAAUCGCCACGCUGGCUACACAGGCAUGUUCAACCUCCUCGACGUACCUGUGCUCUGCUUUCCCGUCACCAAGGUCGACCCGGCUGUCGACCUGCCCGACCCAAACUUCAAGCCGCUGAACCCGGAGGACCAACGCUUCCACGACGAGUACGAUGCGCAGCUGACGGCUGGCAUGCCUGUCGGCAUUCAGCUUGUCGGUCGACGUUGGCAGGACGAGGAACUUCUCGGUUUGGGCGAAGUCGUCGCAGGGAUCCUUGGCAGCAAGGACUGGGCGGCAUGA